AUGGCGGAAAAAGCAGAAGAAGCAGAAGAAGCCAACAUUGAAACGGCUCUAUUUACUAUUGAAGACGUGAAACACCUGAUCGCCGCAGCCAAUGUACAAGCCAUCGCAGUAUCCUCUAUUGCGCAUAGCGGCGUUGAAACUGCCAACGAGCUUCCUCCCCCUUUCUCUGAACACGCAGAGCUACCAAUUCGCCCCGCCGAACUCAUCCAAGAGGCCGGAGCGACAGUGGAUAGAUUACCGACGGCUUACCCUGAUCCAGCAAAGGUGGAGGUGGCACCAGAAUCCCGAACUCAACUUCACACCCAAGAUACUGAUGACCUGAUCUCGCUUGCCGAAACCGAGCUGCCGCCGACAGUCAUGACGGGCUAUCCCGCAGGAGUCGGAACCGGCGCAAAGCUGUUGUCUUGA
Molecule: messenger RNA, 408 nt
Organism: Cladophialophora bantiana CBS 173.52
Lineage: Eukaryota; Fungi; Ascomycota; Eurotiomycetes; Chaetothyriales; Herpotrichiellaceae
Exons: 2
Coding region: 1-408 (135 amino acids)
Source: RefSeq, a predicted model, not a curated record